UGUCGCAUUUUGUCGUAGGCCAGGUGCCUGGUCAUCAAACUUCAUAUUUGUAUUCUACAUCUUCUUGUCACAGUUUUUCAGAUAUGGUUUCUGAAUGCUUUGGUAUUUUUUCGAACAACAACGGCGCAGCAUCUGAAACCGCAGAUGUAGAGAAACAUGGCGGCCAGGACAUUCAACAAGGGCCGUUGGGUUUCGCGGCUCUUUCGUCGUUGAUGGCCUCGGACGGAGACCAAGAGCUCCUCAUCUUUCGAAGAUUCGACGAUAUCAGCGCUCGAAAUCUUCUUUACCUACAGUGUGAGCUGUUAUCAAUAGAAGAUCGACUGAAGAAAUGGGACCGGAAUGUUCUGAGGAGUCGGAACACCAAACUUGAAGAAGUUGCGUACAGAUGGGAGGAGAUGGUAAAGCAAGCUAAGGAGGGAAAAGAUGAAGCAAAGGAAAUGAUGGAACUAGUUUACCAGCUAAGGUCAAAGAUCAAGGAAUAUCACGAGGCACUGGAACUUCAAAGUAGAGUGGCCAGACUUCAUCCUCCGGACAAAAGAGCUCUGAAAGUGGCCCGAAAUGAGCUUUGGGGAGGGCCUCUGGAAACCGACGGCCUCAAACCAUCGCCAAUAGUGGGCGGAAAGGCAAAGGAUUAUUUGGACAGAGAAAGUGACCUUGUUUCCGUGAAGGCACCUGUGGAGACGGAUUUGUUAUCGAAAACGCUGAGAGCUGUCUGGCCAGGCAAGGUGAGUAAACCCCAUUUGAUUCUGGCUGAUAUGAGAUCCUUGACUGAUCAUUGUACCUUAACCUACUAGGAGGAGACCUCGAGGGACGGUAUAAGUCGUAUCAGCCGGUUCGACGAGCGGUCAGUCGCGAUUACGGUGGCUACUAUCAACAUUAUUUUCGCCAUCAUCUUGCUGGUAGGACCGAUCACGAGUCUGUCGUACGUUAGCUCUCGAGCAGCGGUGUUGGGCAUGAUAUGCACUUUCACGGCUCUUUUCGCAAUCAGCUUGGGACUCAUGACAAAGGCGAAAAGGGCGGAGAUCUUUGCUGGGAGUGCAGCGUGAGACCUCUCGUCCAAACAGCCAAAUAGAAGGAAUCGAGGUUAGCUGACUUAUGAAUCACAGAUAUACUGCUGUUUUGAUGGUUUAUGUGAGCAAUGGGGACUUUUCAAGUGGCAAAUGAUGGCGGGUAUCAUUGAAGCAUCAUAUUUAUAUCCUUGAGUAUUCUUGUGGCAUUCUGUCACUCCACAAAGCCCUUGGAAUUAGCAAGCGACAAUAGUCAAGAUAUAUCACGGCUACAUCGUUCCUGUACAAAUUUUAAAAGAGGCAGUGAAACCCCAAAAAGCGUCUCUGGAGCAUACCAGACGUCGGUCGACAAGAAGUCAGCGGUGUGGGUAAUAACUAGCCGUCAGGACGCCAUCGCCAUCUUCUGCCCGCCGCGUCUGCCCUUUACAUCCAGUGUGAGAAACACAUGGGAUUAGCGAUUUAGCGCCGAGGUUAGCAUAUGUCAGGAGUUCGUUCAGCCGAGUGACGGCGUUUUUGAUCCCAUUCAGGGCUUCACUGAACCGACCUAAUCUUGUCACCCAAGCACAAACGCCGAGAAACAGCGAAAUCAUCUAUUGAUUUAACUACAGACAUUAUGCUAUAUGCAACACUCUACUAUACCGAGAAGCCAUUUACCAGUUCCGCGUUAUUAUCUUCCCAGAUAGUUACUUUGCUGGGGACUAUAGUUGACUGACGUGAGCUAAUCUAAGAUAUUAUUGUGCUCCUGUGUCUGCUGAUGAUGAAUAAUUGUGUUAGCUUUCCUA
Molecule: messenger RNA, 1789 nt
Organism: Fusarium odoratissimum NRRL 54006
Lineage: Eukaryota; Fungi; Ascomycota; Sordariomycetes; Hypocreales; Nectriaceae
Exons: 2
Coding region: 84-794 (236 amino acids)
Source: RefSeq, a predicted model, not a curated record